Messenger RNA from Exaiptasia diaphana, 2881 nucleotides. RefSeq names its product volume-regulated anion channel subunit LRRC8A. Gene Ontology annotation, biological process: proteolysis. The record is from RefSeq and is a predicted model, not a curated record. The transcript is spliced from 2 exons. Bases 177 to 2729 code for a protein of 850 amino acids. Lineage: Eukaryota; Metazoa; Cnidaria; Anthozoa; Actiniaria; Aiptasiidae. Gene Ontology annotation, molecular function: cysteine-type endopeptidase activity; protein binding.
UUUUCUCUUUGUCCUCUCCGUAUUCUUCUAUGGAUCUUUGGGUAGAAACGCCUGUUUUUCAGAUUACGGUUUUGAAAAGUACGUUUACCCAUAGAUUGUUUUAACAAAAAAAGAAAAUAUUUGAUAAGGCAUCUUCGUGAUGUAARAUUUCACCCAUUUUGUUYCAGUGUUGARCCAUGAUUCCAGUUGACCAKCUGAAUCRUUUCCAAGCAACCAACCCACUCUACAAACUAGUCAAGCCUUGGUGGGAUGUAUUAACUGACUAUCUGGUCGCAGCCAUGUUGGCAGUGGCCRUCCUAGCAGGAGCAYUGSAAGCUACACAGAGCGACYUGAUCUGCGUCCCUGCUGUUCCCUGUACGUAUAGCCUUAAUCAGAGUUUGCCUGCUAAUGCCACAGAAACCAGAGGAUUUUGUAAAGGCAACAAGUCGACAAUGCUGCUGAAAUUACCAGACAGACGGCUGUACGAUUACGUUGCGACAGAGUGCGGGCGAACGGCGGUUCAAUGGUUUGCUUCUUUCUUUCCGUUUAUAGUUUUCCUUCAGUCUAUUGUCCUCAUAGUUGUUCAAAACGUUUGGUUAAAAAUACCGCAUACGUCAUCAACUAUAGAGAAUUUUGUAACAUUGGUCAUUGAAUGUCAUAAUACCAAAGGAACAUGCUUAGCUGUGUCUGACGUUCUGUGGAGAACAAAAAUAUCUGAAAAAACCAGAUCAACAAAAAUAUCUGAAAAGACCAGUGUCAGAGGAGGCACAGUGGAAUUCAAAGAAGAUAUAGAGCAACCAUCCAAUGACGGCAAAUCGAACGAGAAUAAAUCGAGUACUGAAUCCCUCGAUGUGUCCGAAGCUAUCAAAGCGAAGGCAUUAUACGAAAAAGUUGGCCAGUUCAGAAAAGAUGUCGAAAAAAAGCAACAUAUCUUUCGGAUAUACUCUGUACAAGCAACUUUGCAAUUGGGACUGUCCAUCAUUAUUCUUGUUUUAAACGCUUAUUACCACAACGAGCUGAAGAAUACUGUGAAUUGUACGAUAGACUAUGUCAUAAGCAAAGACUACAGCGAUUUUGUGUGCACCAACGGUGUUAUUCCAUAUUUUGAACGUAUAAAUAUAACAUUUUGCAUUCUGGUUGCAUCAUAUUCUAUAGUGUGCAUUUACAUUUGUACCUGGACAUAUUUAAGAAGAGGUAAAGAAUACAAUUUUAAGCAAAAUCUUACACCAGAAAGUGAAAGUGACCACGCCAAACAAGAAGACACCGAUCURUUCAAGUCAUUGAGUGACAUUAUUCCCGCAAAAGCAAACCUAGCUUUCAUGCUUUACCUACUUAGUUAUUGCAAUAAACUGUAUACGCUAAGAUUCAGUGUAUUUUUAUCUAAGAAGAAAGAAAAACAGAUAAAAGAUCAUWUAUUGAUAUGUGAAUGGCCCGUCGAAAGGUUAAAASAAUYAGCUAGAGAYGRUGGUAAAACUUUGACGUUACCUAAACUGAGUGGUAUCCCGAAAACAGUCUUCAAAAUGAAAGAYCUYCAAACCCUCAUACUAAAGGACUGUCAAUUGGGAAAUGAUUUAGAUGAUAAAGACAAAGGCUGGGRGAAGCUCAAGYUAAAGUCAUUAKCGCUARWAAAUUGUSGMUUGACCACAAUUCCGACCGUUAUUUUAAAAAUGGAAUAUUUAGAAACGYUAGAUCUGUCUGACAACAACAUAACUUGUAUUCCUGCUGAAAUCGAGAGUCUCCGGUCAUUGCGCACUUUGAAUGUUUCAAACAACAAUAUUACUCGUGGUUUUAACUAUCUCAUACAGAUGGAAAAGCUUAUGGAAUUGAAUCUACRAGGAAACAACUCUUUACAGCUGACUUUGUCUCCAGAUAAAACGAUAAAUAUAGUGAAAUUAGAAGUCGACGAAGAAAUUGUGAAGAAAAUGGACGAUGUAACUCGAAAUCUGAUUAAGGACAUCACUGUAUCAUCAGAGCAGGACAUCUUUGUAAUAAAGUAUUUGCCAGUACACGCUCCUCCUGAAAUCGAAAGUAUGAGAAAAAACAGAUCUGGAGAUGUCUACAAAAUGACCUCGUAUCCGAAAGGUGUGGCUUUAAUAAUAAUAAACAAUAAAAUUUUCAUUGAUCAUCGUGAUCCUGAAAGAAACCGAGUAGAAAAAAGCAUAGAAAAAGUUUUUAAAUUGUUCCAAAACAUUGGCUAUCAUGUCGAAGAAUUACAAUCAGAGUACUCACUACAGCAAGAUCUCUCAAAGAUUGCUACUUUGUUCAAGAAAUACUCGCAUUUGGAUUCUGCAGUAUUGACAAUCAUGACUACUGACAAAGAAUUGCAGACAAUAAAGGAAAUUGCCAAAUGUAUGCAUGACAGUCUGCAAGGAAAACCAAAGCUUAUUUUCAUCCUCAAACACGACAAGUUUCAGUCACACAAGGAGGCCUUUACCAGUUUGGAAACAGAAUGCCCCGAUACAGCUGUUGCCUAUUUGGAAUCGGAUGGUAGAUACAUUGUUGGAAAUAUGGACCCUGAGGUCUCUUUCAUCAAUGCUCUGGUUGAUGUGUUUUCAAAUCAUGCCUGCAAAGAAGAUGUUGAAUCGCUACUGAAUCGUCUAACGCCUGAAUUUGAGAAAAAAAGAGAUGGGGAAACCGUCUCAUUUUCUUGUAAAGGCCUUGUUAAGAAGUUCUACUUUUAUCCAAGGUACUUUCCAGAAAAUGAUCAAACCAGAAACAAUCAACAUCGCAAAGAAACAUCGGCAUAUUAAAGCAAGCAUGGACACGUAUGGUCACGUAAUACCCGUUAAAACUGGCGAUUUUUGCAGCCCUUUUGUGGUCACUUUGAUGCAAGAGAAUUAUAUUCUAAAGAAUAGUUAACCCGUAAACUUUCAUUCGGUACACUGAGAUACACUGGAAAAAA